UCAUUUCCGGUGGAAUAUUCCAGUGACUCCAGCUAUGCCUUUAAAAAGAGACGCGCUGAAAAUACGUUGAAAAGCGUUGUCUGAGACAGAAAGGUGCAGUCUGUAAAAUAAAUGCCAUCUUUGUCCCUUUAAGGUCAUAACUGUUUUUUCGGGGACCCAAAUUCACUAAAUGUGAUUUAUAAAUACUGUGUCGUCGAAGCUGACCACCAAAAGCCGUUAUUUGUCUGCGUUAAUUUUGAGUCGCAUCGUUCUGUGCUUGACCUUGAAGUUUCAGUGCUGUUUGACGUGGAGAGAUCUGUUGACCAUCAUGAUCCUCCUGACUCCCACAUCUGAUGAAGAGUCGCUUGAAAUCAACUGGCUUUGGAAUCACAUCAAGUUCAGCCUUUUUCCAGGACGCUUACAAACUGCUCCUGAACGAACAAGCUAACUGGGUGCAUCUAAAGGAGUUUGCCCGUAAAAAUGCUGCCAAUGCUCUUUCUGUUGCCAACAUGAUCAUGGGCAUGGCCUCAAUCCUCUGCAGUCUCAAUGGUCAUCAUCAUGCCGCAUGCUGGCUGGUUCUGAUCGGUUACCUGCUGGAUUUGGCAGAUGGAGCAGUUGCUAGGCAACUAAAUGCAUGUUCUGCACUGGGUGCAAAGUUGGAUGAUUUUGCUGAUUUCACAACAUUUGGAAUAGCAACAUCUCUCAUCUUAAGGACACCCAGUCUUUUGGAUAACAUCCUGUGCAUGUUGUAUGUGCUGUCUGUCUAUACUCGUCUCUGCUUCUUCUCUAGUGGUAUCCCAUUCAUGUACCGUGGCCUACCAUGUAUCUACUCCUCUGCCAUCCUGGUGUGUGUUUCUCUGCUGACUGGAGGAAAUACGGCAGUGCUGAGAAUCCUAGCAGUGGCCAUGAUUCUCUUCAUGGUCAGUCAGAACUUCUACCCACAUGACAGAGUGCUGGAGUCUCAGGCCUGGAAGAAGGUGGUCUACAUCGGAGGAGUUGCCAUGGUGUUUUGCUCCUCCUUCCCUCCAGCGUGCGUUUACUACCUGUUAUGGUCAAUUUCCUACAUAUUGUUUCCAACAACCCUGUGGAGCAGCAAAGUGUAAAGGGGUAAUGCCCUAUAAGGCUUCUCCUUCCUGCAAAGGAAAAUCAAACCGAUUUAGAAACUCGCAAAACAAUUUUUAAGUCCUUUUUGUUUUGAGGUGAUGAACUUUAUGAAAUCGACAUGAUUUAGGAGGCUAACAGAGAUCUUGAUUGCUGCUGAUGUUUCAUCGCUAAGGAUGAAAAAUGCGCUUUAUCUCUGCUUCACAUGUAUUGUCAUGUGUUUGCAUGGCAUGUUGACAGAGACACCGUAAAUGACUUGGAUACACUGUGUGUGGUGUUUGUUGCACAGUUCUGCCUAAAUGAAUCAAAAAGGCAAGAAGCAAAGUAGAGAUUGUCAAAUUUGCUGUGGAAUUUAUACUUGUAGGAUUACUGCUUUUUGGUUAAGAACUUUUCACAACUCCGCUCUAAAUCAUAAUCAAAAUUUCUGCUUAACUAUUAUAAAAAAAUAAAAAAUAAAAUAAUGACCAUAAGGGAAUUUUAUACAUAUGAUCUGUGUAAUUUCAUGUAAAAAACACUACAGUAUGAUUAAGGUAGUGGCUAUCAUAAUAUACUGUAGUUUAUCUAUUGCCUGGUUGAUGUGUAACCUAAAAUACUUUAUGUCCCUUAUAAUAUUAGGUGGGCCUUUGAAACAAAUGCCUCGUAAUAAUAUGACGGUUGAUUUAGUUUUGAUAAAUGAGUUUAUCUGUACCAUUUCACCUCUGUUUUAAGGGGUUCUGCUUCCUGACUCACAGCUAUCGGUAAUUGCUUGUGUUUAGCGAGUGACCUUCCAUUGAAAUUGCUAUGUACUGUUUACUGGUACAGUGGGAAGUUGAUACCCUGCAACAUAACAGUAUUGAGGCAUUAUUUUGUGUUCUGUACACCACUUGUGGUUAAUUUUUAUUAAAAUUUAGUGGUGUUAAGAAGAA
Cyprinus carpio (common carp) is the source of this 1985-nucleotide messenger RNA. It is a transcript of the gene tmem269, whose product is annotated as transmembrane protein 269-like. The record is from RefSeq and is a predicted model, not a curated record. Gene Ontology annotation, cellular component: membrane. Gene Ontology annotation, molecular function: phosphotransferase activity, for other substituted phosphate groups. Lineage: Eukaryota; Metazoa; Chordata; Actinopteri; Cypriniformes; Cyprinidae. Bases 333 to 1082 code for a protein of 249 amino acids. Gene Ontology annotation, biological process: phospholipid biosynthetic process. The transcript is spliced from 8 exons.